Molecule: messenger RNA, 663 nt
Organism: Alternaria alternata
Lineage: Eukaryota; Fungi; Ascomycota; Dothideomycetes; Pleosporales; Pleosporaceae
Exons: 1
Source: RefSeq, a predicted model, not a curated record
AGUUGGGGAACCGCAUCAGAUGACGACUUAUCACUUGGAUCAGAACGACGAACUGCCGUCGCUACUCUAUGGAACGCCUGGCUUGCCAACGUACCACAGCUGAUGCUGUCUUUUGGCUAUCUUACAGUUAAUAUGAUCUGCACAGCAAUGGCCGGAGCUGAUGAAUGGAAUCAUCUCGCAACCUCUCGAAAAGGCCUUCGAGUCACGAAACCAGCUAAAGACCAGCGAAGCACGUACUUUCUGCAGCUGCCAUACCGAUGGAGUCUUCCACUUAUCGUCACCAGCGGAACACUGCAUUGGUUACUCUCUCAAAGCUUUUUCCUCGUGCGAGCAGACUUCUACGAUCGCUACGGAACGAUACUUCCAGGCGGAAAGUCGGCAUGUGGUUUCUCCGCACUGAGUCUUUUCGUGUUGCUCUUCGCUUCACUUGCAUUGCUCUGUGUUGUGGGUUUCAUUGGACUGAGGACAAUGUCGGUGAAGAUGCCCCUUGCAGCAUCUUGUAGUCUCGUGAUAAGCGCCGCCUGCCACCACUCGCCCACAGAAGCCAAUGUACACCUCGCCAAAGUCAAAUGGGGCGUCACUCGAUACGAGGAGAUCAAAGGCUUCCCACACUGCUCCCUCUCGUCUGAAGAUGUCACCAUACCACAGAAACGAAAGAUGUAU